AAGACAUCGAUCGUUCAGGAUGGAAUGAGACGAACGUGGGAGUUCUAGCUCCAUGAACCUGGCAGUUGCAGUGGCCAGCCCCAUACCUUUUUGGGGAACUCAAAGCAUGAAGAGCUCAGAGCUCCUUUCUGAAACCCGCAAACAGCUCCUUUUCCUUUUCUGUAUUUCUAUUCCAUUUAUCUCUGUAUAUAUUUCACACAUUUGUACGUCUACGCAUUGCAAGGUACCAGUGUACCCUGCUACUGCGAGUUGUUCAAGUUCCCCAGUGCUCCCGGACCAACAGGUUCCCACUUUCAGUCUUGGGUGGAAUUUCUCUUGCUUCGUCUCCCUUUUCCUCAUACUGUACCUAUAUUCCGUACGAGAAUGCUAAUGGAUUCCUUCGUGACUCGUCCAAUGGAGAAUAUUGGCAAGCAGUCAUCUGUUACAUGGCUAUUCGUAGCAAUUGUGGCCUAUUGUAUAUUCCGCCUCACCGACUCUUACCUUGAUUAUCGUGUAAGCUAAGCAUAUGCCACGUCUUUUGUGACUUCUGGUCCACAUACUGACAGAUUGAAGCGAGACACUGCAUCUGGGCGCCAGCAUGGCUGUCAAGUAUGUGACAUUCAAACACUUCCUUUGAGCAUUCGCUAAUUCAAAGUGCAGCCACCGCCAUCGCUGGUAAAACGAUGGCCUCUUGGUAUUGAAUGGUUGCGGAAAAUUUGGCUCUUCAAUGCUGAAGGACGCCUUCUUGAUUUUUUUGUUUCUGUUGCAAAAGAAUAUGAGCCGAUCAAUAACGUCUCGCAAAAUUUGCUUCUUGGCCCAAGAGCAUUUCAUGUCAUGUGUCCUGCAAACGUCGAGUCUGUUCUUGCUACUGAUUUCCAUGGUCAGUUUACGGCACGUCCAGCUGACCAACAAGGAACUAGCUGACCAAAUCCAAGAUUACGGAUUCGGACCAAGGAGAGAAGUGUUUGAUCCCCUCUUGGGCAAUGGCAUUUUCACACAAGAUGGGGCACCAUGGAAACAUUCGAGAGAAUUACUACGCAAGCAAUUCGUUAGAGCACAGUACCGCAAUCUUGACAACUUCAGAGAGCAUGUGGAUAAUCUAAUUGCGCAAAUACCAUUCGAUACCGUCGUUGAUCUACAACCUUUAUUUUUUAGUUUCACUUUGGAUACUACUACCGCCCUUCUUUUUGGAACCAGCACAUACAGCUUGAGAGCAGGAGUCAACCAAGAGACUGAGAAUAAGGUGUUUGCAGAUAGUUUUAGUAUCGCUCAAGGGGGGCUAUCUAAUAGGUCGGUUUGAAUUUAACAAUACUAUCUAUCUUAGUGCCGGAGUUAAUCGAUACAGAUUUCGGAUUAUUCCAUUCCACAAGCUGUACAGACCAAAGUGGUUUAGAGAGGCAUGUUCAAACGUUCAUCGGUUCGUCGACAAGUAUAUUGAAGAGGAUAUGUCAAAGUCGAAUGAAGAUGAAAACCAAAACGGGUUCAUAGCUCAGGUUGCAAAAGAGUCCGCAACAAAAAAAGACCUUCGCGAUCAGCUUCUAAAUGUUUUGCUGGCGGGGAGAGAUACAACUGCUUGCUGCUUGUCCUGGACUUUGUAAGUACUGUAUUUCGCAUCAUAGUGGUAGAGCUAUGGAUAUUGCCCUAUGAACGCCAAUCCUAUCACACAUUGGGUAAAGUUACCUUGGUAGAACAGAGCCAUUGUUUGCGCAGCGGUGGUGUAUCAGAAAACACAUUUUCCUUAUUGUCAUGCAAACCCCCAAACCAUUGUCGCCGAUAUUGGGAUAAUUUGAGAAGUGAGGAGCGUUUACAUUGGAAUGGCCAAAGCACUUAUUAACCCUCGUUGAUUCUUACUGACUUCAAUGGCUCAUAUAGUCGCCUUCUCAUCCGGAAUGAUAUGGUGAUGGAAAAGCUCAGAAAAGAGAUUUCCUCCAUCAUGGAUUCCUCAGCUCAUCCAACCCGAGAACAAAUAAAAAGAAUGCCCUAUCUAUCAUGUGUCAUCAAAGAAAGUACGCAUCCCCUUUCUGAUAUCUCUGCCUCGUUCUCACAGACCAAGGUCUCCGCUUAUACCCUCCCGUACCAUCAAAUAACCGAACCGCAAUACGAACCACGAGACUGCCAACCGGCGGCGGGUCAGACGGAAAGAGCCCAAUCCUUGUCCGGAAAGGAGAGAUGGUAACUUAUGGACAAUACGUCAUAUCGCGACUCGAAAGCGUGUUUGGAGAGGACGCGAGCGAGUUCCAUCCUGAAAGGUGGGAGAAUGGUCGGCUUGCAGAUGUGGGGUAUGCGUACUUUCCGUUCAGUGGUGGACCGAGACAGUGCUUGGGGGAGGACUUUGCGCUUAGUAAGUUGACUCACUCAUCUUAUGCCAUAUUGAGGAUGGAUAAGGUCUUGUUCUCGGGGUAGUUAUUGCGUAUUUUUAACUUGGGCUGAUUUUUCGAUUUAGUGGAAAUCUCUUAUACGAUUGUGAGGAUGCUACAGGUGUUUCCUGUUAUGUCGAUGCCGCGAAAUGAUCUGGGGUCUGAAAGACAGAAGCUUACGCUGGUUUUGUCGGCUGAGGAUGGGUGUAAAGUGUUUAUGGAGAAGGUGACGCAAUGAUAAAAGUAUCUAUCUCAACCGAUGUACAUUUUGUAAGUAGGAUAAAGUUAUAUAAG
Molecule: messenger RNA, 2630 nt
Organism: Hymenoscyphus albidus
Lineage: Eukaryota; Fungi; Ascomycota; Leotiomycetes; Helotiales; Helotiaceae
Source: the annotation of a GenBank genome assembly